Siniperca chuatsi (mandarin fish) is the source of this 3562-nucleotide messenger RNA. RefSeq names its product lysosomal amino acid transporter 1 homolog. The record is from RefSeq and is a predicted model, not a curated record. Lineage: Eukaryota; Metazoa; Chordata; Actinopteri; Centrarchiformes; Sinipercidae. Bases 294 to 1229 code for a protein of 311 amino acids. The transcript has 9 exons.
UGUGAUGUCAUUCAGGAUGUCUUGACACGUGGGGGAAAUCAGAGAUGGGCGAUAACACUGGGAGCUAAUCUGAAAUGCUCUUUAAAGGCCACACACAUCGCUGACAGAGACGUGUGGGCAUGUGGGGAAAGUUUACAUAGACCCACAAAUACUCUGCAGUCUGUACCGAGUCCAUUUUGUCAGUGCCCAUGUUUGAUUUUCCUCUUACAAACUCGUCAAAUGACAGAACAAGUCUUCACACAUCUGUUUAAUGAGCAGCGCUAGCAGCCGGCGGACAGAGCCAGGAUCUCGCCAUGGCCACGACGCGCUUCCCCGGGAAGAGUGCGGACGUGGCCGCCGCCAACUGGACAGCUCCGGCGCUGGGCCGGCCAGUGUGCGUCAACGGGACGCCGUGGAUCCUGUACCUGCUGGAGGAGUGUGUGGAUAAUGUGUGGGAGUACUGCAGCGUGGUGAUAGGACUCAUAUCCAUGUUCUGUUUUCUGUUGUCCACUUUUCCGCAGGUCUACGAGGCCUAUCGGAACGGUAAAGUGGAGGAGGCCAUGUCUUUUGGCUUUCUUUUCUUCCUCUUCAGUGGAGACUUGACCAGCUUUGCAGGCUGCUACCUCACCAGCCAGCUGCCCAUUCAGGUAGUCACAGUAGUGUUCUACAUCUUCACAGACCUGAUACUCAUCUCUCAGUUUCUCUACUAUAAGAUCAAGAACAGCUCCAGCAGAAAAAGCCCUGUGUUGAAGUGGCUGUGCUUCAUGUGGUGUGGCGCUGCUACAUUAGUUCUCCUGGCUUUACCCAAACUCAUCAUAGACAAUAGUACAACUUUAGACACCCAGAGUCCAACUACCUCGAAAUCAGUGGAAAUCACUGGCUAUAUAUGUGGAUACCUGGCAUCUAUCUUCUACCUCAGCUCCCGUUUCCCCCAGCUCUAUAAAAAUUUCCAGCGACAGUCUACGGAGGGCACCUCUUACCUGUUGUUUGCCCUGGCCAUGAUGGGCAAUGGGACAUAUGGGUUGAGCGUCAUCGUGGUCCUGCCUGCACUGAGGGGCUCCAAACAGACCUUCAUCAUCAAACAUCUGGCCUGGCUCAUUGGCAGCCUGGGAGUCCUCAUACUUGACUUCUUUGUGACUGCCCAGUUCAUCAUGUACAGGAAAAACAACUCUGCUAAAAGUAGCUCACUACUCAGCGUCCCAGAGGUGGAGCCUCUGCUGUGUGAGGAAGUGGAACUGUCCGUGUUAUAGGACACAGAGUGGACACAACGUGGAAGUCAAGAAUGGACUGGUCAGUCUGCGGUUUUGUUUUUGAUCAUUCUGUGGGUUCUCAGUGGUCACUGAUUUACUCAUAACAGCUUCAGAGAACAGAGACAUUGCAGAAGCACUGUAGAAGCUACUAGCAGCCAUGUUAUGGGACCAGCAGGCAAUUGCAGUGCGCCUUUUAUGUUCUGAUUUUCUGCUGUUAAGAGGACAAACACCAUGAUCAACUCUUCUAUGGUUUACCAUUGUAAUAAAGCCACAGAAAAAAAAAACAGAUCAAUACGUUUGUCUGAAAUAGGUAAAUUAAGUACCACUUUAGAAACAUUUCCGUCUGUUUCUCUCUAGGCCGGCGAGUUAGCAUUACUGAAAUCUUAUUCUCAUUACGAGUCAUUUUUGAUAAAUGUUUUCACUGGGAUUUUUUGAUUUUUGUUUUGGAUGGAAUAACUGUAAUUUAAUUUGCAAUUGGGAACUGUACACACCCAGAAGAAGAAGCUUAAUCCCAGAUGUCUUUGCACAAAUGCAAGCAUUAUGGAAGAAUGAAGUGCCUGUUAUGUUUACGCAUUUAUGACAGGGUAAAUACUGCCGUAGAGGAUUGCAGUAUUAUAUCAGGAUGCAUAGUAUGGGAUUUAAGGUAAUUUUUCUUACCUGACUUGGUGUUUGCGUGCCAUAAAAUACAGAGUUUGUGUGAGCACAGUAAUAGGAACCAACAAACAAGUUUGUAUUUGAAGUUGGCUAACAGGAAAUUGUUGUGAGCAAAACAUUACAACACUAGACUCACAGUUCAUACAUGAUUAAAUAGACAGGAUGUGAACGUCUGCAGGGCCCAUCCCUCCACCUGAAAGAUGUUCAGUUGACUACAGGCGUAUAAUGGCCUCAUUUCUAUAUCAAACGGAUGUUGCAUUUCUCUGCUUUCUUGGUCCAAACUCUCUGCUCUCCUGGAGAAACACGUUAUUUGUGCCUUUUUAAACUAAACGCAGUCUUAAUAUAAAUGCACUGUAAAUCCAUUACAGAACUAAAUUAUUUUUAAAUUAAGUUAGAUUUCUAAACUGUUGACAGUGAUUUCUUGAAGGCACUGUUUUUCUUAAACUAUAGUGGGAGCUUUUCUCGUUUUUACCCUCUCCUUUCUUAAAAUAUGAUCUGCAUCCUCUUUUGUAAAAUUUCACGACAUUCAAAGAUAUUCGUUAAAGAAGACAUGACUGUUCGAUAAUAGAUUUUAAGAUAGAUCUGAGAAUAGGAGCAUUAGUAGGAUGUUAUUGAGAGACUUGUUAAAGUAAUGAGGUUCAGAAGGAGUUUGCACAUUUAAGAUGUCUUUCUAUUCUGUCAUCAGGUUUAAAGCAGAGGAGACUUGUCGAGUCAAAUGUAUUUUUAAAACACUUCCCUUAUUAGCUUCAUCACGGUCGCUCACAGAGUAACACAAAAGGAACAGAUGACGACAACAAAAACAAAACAGAACAAAUAGUCUUAUUGCUGAGUUCAGGUUAUCGGAUAUUCAUUUAGGUCAUUAGCAAAACUAACAGCUCAUCAGUGUUGUUACACAGCAUGUAUGUGGUGCUGUCACUGUUUAACCUGGUCAUCUGCAUAACUAAAGUACUGCACUUGCAGAGAUCUGCAGAUUUCUCUACCUCAUUAUAGUGUGGACAUGAUUCAUUUCUCCCAGUGGGCAUGAGGAGCUGGCUCGUAAUCGGAGCGCAACACUUCGUGUGUAGAAACAUGUCCGUCUCUACAUGAAGGGGAAAUUAAUCCAGCACACAUUUGAAAAUAUGAACAUUUAAGUUAGGAUGUAACAUUUACUUUGUAGCAUCUAAACUACUGUGUUUCAGAAAGUAAUGUAUUGAGUUGGUCAUUACUAUCACAUGAACAACAUGACUGGCUGUUUAUUUUCAAUUCAUAGCCAGUCAGGUGAUGCAAUAAUGUGGAGUUAUGUAGAUAUGGAGGGAUUUAUUUGCAAAUAUAUGCAAUUAGCGUACAAGUUGUUGCAAAUUAUUUUUGUAUUGCACGAUUCAUACUUUGAUCCCUUCUCAAUUAUUUCUAAAUGAGUCUGAUAUACUUUUUCAAUCUAUCACAAACAAGUACAUAUUUAUUGUAUAUAUUACUAAUGUAUACUGUACACAUACAUGUAGUAUUUAUAAGACUUUAGUUUUUACUUUAAUGGUGACACUAUUGCUAAGAUGUAUUUAUUUCUUUAAGCGUAACAUUCAUUUUUUUUCCCAGAUGCAUUUAACUGUACAUGGCCAGUUAUAUUGUGUAUGUAAAACCGCAGUAUGUAUGAUAUUAACUGUGUGUAUAUUGUACAAAACCUGAAUAAACUGCAAUACACAGUA